Podarcis raffonei (Aeolian wall lizard) is the source of this 833-nucleotide messenger RNA. Its product is annotated as rab-3A-interacting protein-like. Lineage: Eukaryota; Metazoa; Chordata; Lepidosauria; Squamata; Lacertidae. The transcript has a single exon. Gene Ontology annotation, cellular component: Golgi to plasma membrane transport vesicle. The record is from RefSeq and is a predicted model, not a curated record. The coding region runs from base 143 to 790 and encodes 215 amino acids. Gene Ontology annotation, molecular function: guanyl-nucleotide exchange factor activity. Gene Ontology annotation, biological process: exocytosis.
AAGAUUAAAAGAGGAGCUUGCUAAAGCUCAGAGGGAGCUGAAACUGAAAGAUGAAGAAUGCAAGAGGCUUUCUAAAGUGUGCGACCAACUCGGGCAGUAAUUGGAAUAACUUACUGCCAGCCUCUUUGAGGAAGCACACAAAAUGGUGAGGGAAGCAAACAUAAAGCAGGCGACAGCUGAAAAACAACUGAAAGAAGCACAUGGAAAAAUUGAUGUACUUCAGGCCGAAGUAGCAGCCCUGAAAACGUUAGUGCUGUCCACUUCGCUGACGUCGCCCACAAAAGAGCUUCAAUCUAGCGGAAAGACACCCUUCAAAAAAGGCCAUGCAAGGAACAAGAGUAUGAGCAGUGCGAUGGGGGUCAGCAACCAGGAUGUCGCCAUGAUGCAGCCAAUUGUGAAAGACUGCAAAGAGGCUGACUUAGCUCUGUAUAACGAAUUCAGAUCCUGGAAGGAUGAUCCCCCUAUGGACAGGGCAUGCCCUUUCCUGGAUAAAAUCUAUAAGGAAGAUAUCUUUCCGUUUUUGACCUUCUCAAAAAGUGAGCUGGCAUCUGCCGUUUUGGAAGCUGUGGAAAACAAUACCUUAGGUAUUGAACCAGUUGGCUUGCAACCUGUUCGAUUUGUGAAAGCUUCUGCAGUUGAAUGUGGAGGACCAAAGAAAUGUGCUCUCAGUGGACAAAGUAAAAUAUGCAAGCAUAGAAUCAAGUUGGGGGACUCAAGCAACUAUUACUAUAUUUCUCCUUUCUGUAGAUAUAGGAUUACUUCUGUAUGUAACUUCUUCACGUACAUUUGAUAUAUACAGCAGGGGCUUGUGAAGCAGCAAGAUGUGAAUCAGA